This is a messenger RNA of Radiomyces spectabilis, 1071 nucleotides long. Its product is annotated as mitochondrial carrier domain-containing protein. Lineage: Eukaryota; Fungi; Mucoromycota; Mucoromycetes; Mucorales; Radiomycetaceae. Gene Ontology annotation, biological process: transmembrane transport. The transcript is spliced from 7 exons. The record is from RefSeq and is a predicted model, not a curated record. Bases 45 to 932 code for a protein of 295 amino acids.
CUCCGUUUCCCCAGACAGAAAAUUUAGCUCUCUUUUUCUUAACCAUGUCGGAAGCUGCUCCUAAGCCUUUGCCUUUUGGAUAUCAGUUCUUGUGUGGCGCCGUUGCUGGCGUCUCCGAGAUUCUUGCGAUGUACCCCUUGGACGUCGUUAAGACACGAUCUCAAUUGAGCACCGGUGCCAAGGUUGGCGUUGUUGAAACCUUCAAGAACAUUAUCAAAACCGAAGGUGUUGGAGCUCUUUACCGUGGUAUUGCCGCUCCCAUUCUCGUUGAGGCUCCUAAGCGUGCUACCAAAUUUGCUGCCAACGAGCAAUAUACGGCUUUGUACAAGAACUUGCUUGGUCUUGAUAAAGUGACUCAGUCUUUGGCUAUCUGUACCGGUAUCAGUGCAGGUAUUACCGAAGCUUUCCUCAUUGUGCCUUUUGAACUUGUCAAAAUCCGCAUGCAAGACAAGGCCAACAAGUUGAAGUAUUCUAGCGCCAACGAUGCUUUGGUCAAGAUCAUGAAGCAGGAGGGUCCUUUGGCCUUGUACACUGGUCUGGAGGCUACAGUUUGGCGUCACGCUACCUGGAACGGUGGCUACUUUGGUGUGAUCUUUACUGUCAAGGGCUUGCUUCCCAAGGCGCAGACCAAGAACGAACAGCUUGGUUUGAACUUUGUUGCUGGUACCGUUGGUGGCAUUGCCGGUACCGCUAUUAACACCCCAUACGAUGUCGUGAAGACCCGUAUUCAAGGCUACAUGGGUGUUGGUCCCAAGAAAUACAACUGGACUAUUCCCGCCAUUGUCACCAUCGCAAAGGAAGAAGGUGUUGCAAGCUUGUACCGAGGCUUCUUACCUAAAGUUCUUCGUCUUGGCCCUGGUGGCGGUAUUCUGUUGGUGGUCUUUGAAACUCUGUCGAGCUUCAUUCGCCGCAACGUCCUCAAAGAAGAAUAAGCAUUCAUACAUAGAUUAUUAAUUUUUUUCUUUUCAUUCAAAUGAAUAUCGAGCUGGUCAUUGCUGCUGCUGCAACGCGCAACGCAGUUCCCAUGUCAAACAAACACAACAGCAAUAAAUCUACACUCCGAUAGACUAA